CACUUUGACUUCUUCACAAGUCACUACCCCUUGUUUGCCUGAUUGAUUCUCUCUGCCUGCCUCUCCUCAGAUUGACUAUGGCUGAAGCCCAUCUGUUUGAAUUACAGGAUGAGAUCACCUGCUCGCUUUGUCAGGACAUCCUUAGUGACCCUGUCUUGAUCCCCUGUGGUCACAAUUUCUGUCUGAAGUGCCUCACGGACUGCUGGGAUCAGAGCCAAGUGUGCAGCUGUCCUCAGUGCAGACACACCUUUACCACAAGGCCUGAGCUAAAUAGAAACCCUCUGCUGAAUGAGGUGAUCCAGAAAUUAAAGAAGAUGGGACUUAGUCAUCCUCAGUCUCAGAACUACGCCGGCCCUGGAGAUGUGGAGUGUGACUUCUGUACUGGGAAGAAGCUCAGAGCGGUGAAGUCCUGUCUGACUUGCAUGAUCUCCUUCUGUCAGACUCAUCUGCAGCCUCAUUAUGAAGUAGCUGUUUGGAAGGACCACAAGCUGACUGAUCCUGAUGGAAAUCUGAAGGAGAAAUUCUGUGCAAAACAUCAGAAAGUUCUGGAAAUAUUUUGUAAAACUGAUGGUAUGUGUAUCUGUCUGGUCUGUGGGGAGAAUGAACAUGAAGGCCAUGAAAAGAUGGAGCUGGCGAGGGAAAGAAAAGAAAAAGAGAAACAGCUGGGGGCGACGCUGAGUGAAAUCAAGAAGAGACUUGAGGAGAGAGAGAAGACAUUGGAGGAGACGAGGAGGGCGAUGGAACAGAUGAAAGUCUCUGUAGGAAGAGAAUUAGAGGAAAAUGAGAAGAGCUUCACUGAUCUGAUUCACUGCAUUGAAGAGGCCUACAGGAAAGUGACUGAGAGGAUCAGAGAACAAGAGAAGAGAGAAAUGGAGAACGCUGAAGGAGUCAUGGAGCGACUAGACAAAGAGAUCGAGGAGCUGAAGAGGAGAGAUGCUGAGCUGAUGGAGCUUUUAGAAACAAAGGACCACAUCCAUUUCCUACAGAAUUUCUCAUCUCGCUGUGUUCUUCCUGAUGAAGGAGACACGCUCAGCUUCACUGUCACUGCUGAUUUCUCUUGUGAGGAACUGAGAAAGGAGCUGGCAUGUCUGAAGAAGAGUCUGGAGAAGAUCAGCCGGUGGAACAUCAAGACAUUGACAUCAGGUCGUGAAGCUCCAGCUUACCCCCUUCAGUAUCCUGAGCCUUACAGCAGAGAGGACUUUUUACAAUACUUCUGUCCACUCACACUGGACAUCAACACCGCAAAUGAAUGGCUCUCUCUGUCUGAAGGGGACAAGAAGGUGACACGUGACGGAACAAAACACAAAUACCCUGAUCAUCCUUACCGACUUGACAGCUUGCAACAGGUUCUGUGCAGAGAGGCUCUGACUGGGAGUCGCUUUUACUGGGAGGUGGAGUGGAGUGGAAGUCAGGUGGCGAUAGGAGUCGCAUAUAUAGGACUAAACAGGAAAGCCUGGGAACGAGAUAGCGGCCUUGGAAUCAACGACAAGUCCUGGAGUCUGAGGUGUUCUUAUUCCCAGUACAUUGUGUGUCACAAUAGCCAGAUGAAUGUGAUCCAGGCCCCCUGCGGCACUAGAAUAGGUGUGUAUCUGGACUGGCCUGCUGGCUCUCUGACGUUUUAUAGCGUCUCACACACAAUGACCAUCCUGCACAGGUUCAAUACCACCUUCACUGAGCCACUCUAUCCAGGGUUUGGGUUUUGGCUUAGUCCGAACUCCAGUGUCAAAAUCUGCCAUCUGACACCAGGUGACCAGUGACCCGUACCCUCUAUGGUCACGUGACGGCCCCACAAGCGCAGGUCCUCUUUGUGAUUGUAGUUUGGGGUCAAAAUGAAUUUUACAAGAUCAACAGGCCCUGUGGGCAGCACCUCUUUGACUAAAUUUGGGGAUUAGAAUUCAGAAGGAAGGAGUGCAUCUGUUUUGUUUUUUUUUAUUUAAAGAAAAUGGGGUGCAUAAUACAAAAUAUGUGGGUACUGCAUGAAUAUGAAUGUACCCCUAAGAACACAACAGUGAAAUCAGUUAUUUAGGCAGAGGACCGCUGCUCUCCAUUCUGUGUCCAAGUGUUCAUGUGCUGCCAUGUGUCUGUAUACCCGCGUGUGUCUUGUGUGCCAACCUGUGCAGACGGUCCUCUUGAGCCUGACCCUCCACAUUCGCCCUCCACCCCUACAUGUUCAGUAACUAAUAAAGAUGGACAUUAAAUGGUGAAUUUGGUACUCAAGGACACCACAUUAAGGGGACAGCAUGUACAACUGAUGUCAGGUGAGGUGUUUUCUUUUGGUUUCAUUGCUAUCUUAAAUGUGUUUAUUUUUUCUUUAACCUCCUUAGUGUUACAUUCUUUCUCAAAAAAAAAAAACGUAAAAAGAGUUGCAUCUUUUGGCUUGAAAAAAUGAUAUUUUUAUUAAAUCUCAUCUUCCUUGUAAAAUGUGGAAAACACUAAAAGUACAAAG
This is a messenger RNA of Erpetoichthys calabaricus (reedfish), 2446 nucleotides long. RefSeq names its product tripartite motif-containing protein 16-like. Lineage: Eukaryota; Metazoa; Chordata; Cladistia; Polypteriformes; Polypteridae. Bases 78 to 1757 code for a protein of 559 amino acids. Gene Ontology annotation, molecular function: protein binding; zinc ion binding. The transcript is spliced from 6 exons. The record is from RefSeq and is a predicted model, not a curated record.